AUGGAACAAGCAAAGAACAAGCAUCACCAAACACGAGUUUUCAUCUUGUUCUUGAUUAUCAUAUUAUAUUUAACAAGCACAUCAGGAUCAUCAUCACCGGAGACAUCACAAAAUAGAAAGCAUCACUUUGUUCUAGUGCAUGGAGCGUGCCACGGAGCAUGGUCAUGGUACAAGGUUAUUACACUUCUAAAAUCAUGGGGUCACAAUGUAACUGCCUUAGACUUGGCAGCUUCAGGAGUGAACCAAAAGCAGGCUUUGGAGCUUAAUUCAAUUUCUGAGUACUUUGAACCUCUGACUGAGUUCAUGAAUUCAUUAGUGGGUGAAGGUGAAAGAGUGGUUCUUGUUGGUCAUAGCCUUGGUGGCUUGGCCAUAACCUAUGCCAUGGAGCAUUUUCCUCACAAAAUUUCUGUAGCAGUCUUUGUUACUGCUUUCAUGCCUGGUCCAACACUCAACGUAUCCGUUGUCUAUCAAAUGGUAAAGCUAUUCUUCUUUGUCUUUGUUGUUUAA
Messenger RNA from Arachis duranensis, 507 nucleotides. Its product is annotated as methyl jasmonate esterase 1-like. The transcript has a single exon. Bases 1 to 507 code for a protein of 168 amino acids. Gene Ontology annotation, biological process: jasmonic acid metabolic process; salicylic acid metabolic process. Lineage: Eukaryota; Viridiplantae; Streptophyta; Magnoliopsida; Fabales; Fabaceae. Gene Ontology annotation, molecular function: methyl indole-3-acetate esterase activity; methyl jasmonate esterase activity; methyl salicylate esterase activity. The record is from RefSeq and is a predicted model, not a curated record.